GGUUUUUGCUGGAUGGAUCAGGACGCACUCGAGGACGAGCUCUUCCAGAUUGCGGAUGCGCUGCGGCCCAUCGUCUGCAGAGAGUCGUUCGACUGGCAAGGCAUGGCAGACGGGAGCUUGCUGAUGGACGAUUCCGACAACGACGAUGAUGAAGACAUUGAUGAUGACGAUGACGACGACGACGACGACGACGACGACGACGACGAGUACGGCGAGAUGGACGAAAUGGACGUGAGCGACCACGAUGAACAUGAUGAUGACCAGCGAGCACAGCGCUUGAUCGCGCGCAUGCGCUCCUUGGCUGCUGGAACGGCCAGCGCUGGAGCUCAAUCGAGCAGAGACGCAUUGACUGCGACUGCGGCAGGUCGUGCAGCGGGCGGCGGCGCACAGCACGCCAGGCAACGGCGCGGACGGCGAUGGCGCCACGAGGACGAGGACGAGGACGACCACGACCGAGAUGAGGAUGACGAUGAGGACGACGAUGGCGACUCAAGCGACGUCCAGCAUGACGACAAUGACGACAACGAACGCGACGCUGAGGAUCUUGAUGGCGACGCGGACGACCAAGAAGACCUCGAGAGUGCUUCAAGCCAAUCGUCCCUUGACGAUGAUGAUGAUGAUGACGACGACGACGACGACGACGACGACGACGAAGCCAGCCUGCCAGAAUGGGUCAUUGAACCAAUAGUGCAGCCUCCGUCGCACGGCAGGAAUAGUGUCAACAGGCAUGCUUCGAGGAGGCCAGGGUCAGGAUCAAGAUCGCGGCAACGACAAAGGCGGCCAGAGCCUGCAGAUGCCAUUCCCUUACUCACCAGAUUGAGUGAACUCCUGGAAGCCGCUGAGGAAGACUUUCUCCGAUUGGCUGUUGAGCCUUUGCAAGAUCGUGAACGAUUUGCCAUUGGAAGAGCUGGCGUAGCUCUGGACGAGCACGAGGAUGUGUGGAAUGAUCUCAUCAACGGUCCCAACUUUUUCUACAGCUCCGACCCGACCAUCGCCAUGGUGGCCUUCCGCGCGACUUGUGCAUUGAUGCGUACGACAAGAGUCGAAGUGUUAGACACGGUGGAUUUUGUGGAAAAGGUCCAGCAAAACAUUGCCUCCGAAGACAGUCACGCCCAACUCUUUGGUUUGCUUCUUUUGGAACUCGUCUUGUAUGAUCGCCACAUUCGGGAAAGCUUUUUCGUUGGGUCUGAAAUGUUUUCUACUGUGAUGACACGCAUCAAGGAGCAGGCCGUGACCUUUUCGAGAGAUCGAGCAGACGCUCUUUCCGCCGCCAGCACUCCGAAUGUGCCACGAGCGUCCACGAGCGAACGCGGUGUGACCGCCGCAGUCAGUAGCUCGCUGCCCAAUUCUUCUUCGAUCUUUGCUCAAGCUGCAGCGGAGGCAGCGGCAUCCAGCAGUUCAUCGGCUCCGCCAAAUGCACUUGAACUCCCUGUCGCGUCACCGAGAGCGCCACGCUCGCCGCGUAUUCCCCAUCCGAGAGUCGGCGGCGCCUUGAAUGCUGCAAGUGCCGCUGUGCCGUUUGAACCUGCGUGGCUAACGCGCCUCAAAGGGCAGCAACAGCAAGGCAGUCCGGCGCGUGCGUCUGGAUUGUCGGGAUUGGCUCCACCGGCGCUCUCUGCAGCUGCCUCCAGCUCUGCUGCGUUGCCUGAAUUUACCAACCAGCGGAUGCUUUUGGCGCUGCUUGGCUGCUUUGCGGCCCUGGCCGAAUAUCAAGAGUCGGUUGAAGCCGCCAGCGCGGUCAAUGUGCUCGAAACUCUGCUCGUUCUGUUGCACACGGGACGCAACAACAAGUAUGUGGUCAACGCUUUGCUCGCGGCUUUAGCUGCCUUCUUGCUGCACAAAAAGUUUGCCACCGAGUUUAUCGAGUGCGGCGGACUCCAGCUGCUGUUGGAGCUUCCACGGGAAGUCUUUACUGCCAUGCAUCUUUCGGCGUGCUUUGUCAUCCUGUCGCGCAACGUCGCAAUCAUGGAGCGCAUGUGUCUGAUGCCGAAUUCCACCUUGGCGCACGUGAUUGACUCCAUCCUCUGGAUUCUCGACUGCACCAGCGAGGAGACAAAGGCGCGCGCUGUCCUCUUCUUUGUCGAGGCUUUCUGCUGCCGCGCGGUUGUCGAGUACUUUGAUUCUCGCCAUGGGCUGCGGAUUCUCGUCAACCUCAUCGGAAUGCUCGAGCUUCAGCUCGACAGCCCCGAAUCCGAACAGCUGCUCGCGUUGAAUACCUGCUGCGCCCUGCGUCAGUACUUUCGCAUGCACCUCUCCAUCAAGGCGUAUGCUGUUCGUCGCAAGAUUGCUCUUGACCAAGUGCUCGGACUGGGCCCACCAGCCGGGCCGUCAACAGAGGCGCGCUUUGGCAGCCCCGCCGUCGCCAUUCCCACCGUUGGGGGUGGCACUGCCUCGCGGCCAGCCGAUGGUAGCACACACAGUGCUGCCUCCAUGCCCGCCACGCUCCUGCCCGCCUACAAGUCCACUGUCCUGGACGCAGCCACGACGGCACAGGACGCCGAGCUCGUCUCCAACAACCUCAAUCUCGCAUUCUCGACCCUCGUCGACUUGUGGGCACCCGUGGACGAGCUGCUGCGCAUGACGGCGAUCGAGCACUUUUACGAGUUGAUUGACAUGGGUGCCUCUUGGUUUGACAGCCAGGUGAUGGAAGCCAGUCUGGACAUCCUCCAAGUCUGUGCCGUGUUGCCUUCGUCGCACGUGCAACUCAUCGCGACCACCUUUGAUUCACAUGUUGAAGAAGCCACCAUCUCGGGCAUGGAACUGCUCUUGCUGACUGCCGAAGGCAAACGUGGCGAGGCCUCGAGCGCAGUCCGCAAGGCAGCCUUGAGCAUUCUUUGCUCGUGUGUGUGCCGCGCUUCGCUGACCCAGCGACAGAUGCAAUCAAUGUUUACGCUGAGUCCCCCCUUUGGUAUGCCACCGGCCCCAGGAAUUCCGCAACUGCAGCUGACCUUCACUGCUCCAAUCCCACCGGUGCAUUGCAUUCGGACAACGUACAGCUGCAUCCAGUCUUAUCGCAACAAUCCUCCGCCAAUGUUGACCUUGUACUCGCCGCCCGCGCCGUUGGAUUUGUUGCUUCAGAUUGUAUUCGACACCUUGCGAGGCAUGAGCGGCAUCAAGGUGCUCCUGAGUCUUUUGCGACUCGUGCCCCACACUCGGACCCCGCUUGCGGAUGCGGAUGUCAUUCGAGCGCUGGCUUGUCGAGCCCUUGUUGGUGUGGCGCGCGACGGGGAGAUUCUCCAGCUGCUCAGCAGACUGCAGCUCACCACCGAGCUGUCCGAAAUGAUGCGCGAGCCCGUCAACCCAGCCACCUCUGCUAUGGCCCACGCAUCCUUCCGUCAGCUGGCAGCAUCGCUUGUUGCAACGCUGACAGGCCGCAACGCGCUUGCUAUUCGCAACGAGGUUGCCAACAAUUCGCUGCAACAGCUCGACCGAGCCGCCAUCGUGGCCAGUACUGAAGUGUCUUAUUCGGAUGACGAGCUGAUGGUGCUCAUUUUCAAUCACCUGCAGUCGAAAGGACUCACUUCGAGUGCAGAAGCACUCCGACGAGAAGCUCGGCUGCAAACGGGGCCUGGCGCGCUCGGUCACGCGGGUGCCGAUGCUGGUCGAGCUGGAAUCCCCGCCAACGUGCGAAGCAACAGCAAUGCUGGCGGUGCAGUUGCAGCGGAUGCCAUGCUCUCGUUGGAGACCACUCCAUCAGUGUCACGCUCGGCGUCCUACAUUGCAGCCGGAGCGGGUGGCGAGCCCAGCUCCAUGUCGCUUGCUGUAAAUUCCCAUGCGGCCGCGACGUUCGGCAAAGUGUUUGCCGAAAUUUCUGGCACUUCUGUCAGCGAAUCCAUCAACAACUCGGCCGGUGCCCUCACCAACGCUCCUGCCGCCACACCCGUCUCCUUGCGGACGCCCCUCACCUUGCAACGAAUGACGCCAACGACGCGCCUCCGCUCCACUCCGCUGCACCUGUCGCAUGCGACCAAGCCUCUGGCUGUGACGGAUGCGCACGCGCCUUAUGCUACGACAACGGUCGUUGCAAGCCACUCGGCUGGCAGUGCCGCUUCGUCUUCUCUGGGGAGUGAUGGCACUGCUCCUGCGUCUCAUGUGCAUGUGCAUGGCGGCAGUGUUGCUUCGGGCCAGCCGUCAGCUCCAUCGCUUGACAUUAUCAUCAAGCAAUUCCUGCGUGAUCAGCACGAAAACUGCUCGCAUCCGAUUGCCGUCGCCCCGCCAUUCUCAUUGAUGACGCCACACCACUGCCCCGAGCCGACUCACAAGCACUACGCUCCCACAAAUAUGGCGACUCGCAUGCUUGCCCGGCAAAUUCAGCCUUCUGACGGUGGUCUGUACGGCCGCAAGCUGUCUCGCAAAUUCCUGUUCAGUCGGCUUCGCAAAGUCGAGACUUGCCGGCCGUUGCGCACCAUUCGCUCGCUCUGCUAUGCUGACGAUGGAGAGUCUGUCAUCUUGGGAGAUGAGUUUGGCGAGAUUUCGAUGCUAAACCUGCACACCAUGGAGGAGGCUGAGCAGUCGUUCGGCAAUUCAACGGGCGCCAUUCUCGCUCUGCGUCCGUCGAAGGAUUCGCGCUUGAUUUUAGCGAGUUCGCAGUAUGGUCCCGUGCGCUCGACCUUGUGGCGUCGUGAUCGACUCGGCGCAAACGAACACCAUUUAACCGUGGCAUUGGAAUUUGAGGACGAUUGGUUUGCUCAGUUCUCGGGCGACAACACUCAGAUUAUCGGCACAGAAGACAGUACUGCACGGAUUUACUCGGCGGAGACCGGACAGGUGAUUCUCACAUUGUCUGAUGCUGCUUCCAACCGCUACGAGAGGAAUGUUGCGUGUUUCAACGCGACAGACGACCUCGUGCUGCACGACGGAGUGCUGUGGGACGCUCGGCAGGCUCGGAAAAUCCACAAGUUUGACAAGUUCAACAACUAUGGCUUGAGUCGCUUCCAUCCCAAUGGCAACGAGAUUCUGAUCAACUCGGAGAUUUGGGAUGUGCGCACGUUCAAGCUGCUUCGUACUUGUCCGAUGCUCGAUCGGGCGAGCGUGAUCUUCAGCUCGACGUCGGACGUCAUUUUUGCCAUUGCUCAUUAUCAACCCUCGAUCAGCAUUGUGAAGCCUCGAACGCCGCGAAACACGCUUCACACGAUUGAUGCAACAGACUACUCGACAAUCUCCUCGCUGGAGCUUAGCUCGCCGAUUCUGGACAUUUCGCUGCAUCCGCAUGACACCAGUCUGAUUUUGAGCGAGAAAACGCCUUCGGGACCCGCUUUGUCGCUCUAUGAUAUUGGACGGCAUGCUGCCAGUGAUAGCGAUCGAGAAGAUGCCUCUGACAUGGAUGAGGACGAUCCUGAUAAUGAUGCAGAGAACUCGGAUGACGACGACGACGACGAUGAGGAGAACGGGUCUGAGACUGAGCUUGACGUCAGCUCGCUCGACUUGUCAGAUGCCCCGUUUGAUCUUGAGCUCUCUGGAUUUGAUUUUGACGACGCUCGUGACGACGACGAUGGUGAUGAGGAUGAUGGUGAUGAUCCUGACGACGACGACGACGACGACGAGAACGAUGCAACUCUGUUGGGCAUUGAUCAGGACGACCGAACGAGGUGGAAUAGACGCGGCGCCCGGUUUGGUGGUUUUGACGAGUCUGAUGCCAGCUCCGAGGCUGUGGUGGAUACAGAAAUGCCCUACUCUGACCACUCGGACGUUGAUCAUGAUCACGAUCUGGAGUCUGGUGAUUUCGACCAGGCCGCGGGAUUUGCGAGAGCUGUUGCGUCGAGUGACGAUGACAGCCACGAUGAACUGGGCCGCGCUCCUGGCGUGCGGCGACUGCCUGCUGGCCAGUCGCGCGAAAUUGCAUCCAAUUCGAGCGAAUGGGAAUCCGACACGGACGACCAGCAACUUGUAAGCUUCGGUCGUGGCUCGCGUCGUCAAUCGAAUGCCACAGUCCCCGUGCGUCGCACAUCGCAGUCAAGAUUGGGACGAAGAACGCGUUCGCGGAUGGUUGCGGCCAGUUCCGGAGGCCUGGUUGUCACACCCACCUCCCCGACGCGCAUCCCAGCAACGUCGUCCACUGCGGCUUCGGGUGAAUGGGAGGUCAACCCUGACAGAGUUAACGCUCCACAGUCGCCUGAGGCUCAACUCGACAUACCCAGUAGCCCGACGUCGAACGGCGGCACAUCCUCCGUCCCAGCAACACGGCGCUCACCUGCACAGGCCCGUCGCCAGCGCCGCAGCCAGGACCGUAUUGCUCGAGUUCGAAGCCAACGCGCGGCGGCAAAUCCAAGCAUCCCGCAAGAGUUCAUGUCAACUGUCGGCAACUGGACUGUCGUCCGCCAACACCCGGCAGCGACUCUCGUAUCUGCUGCUCCCGCUCAAGCCAGGCGUGAGUCUGCAGACGCUGGUGCAGAAAGUGGCUCGGUCCAGAGUGGUACAAGUGGCAACGAAUUGCCCUCGCUCGAUAUGGACUCGCCAGACUCCGACGUCUCUGAGCUUGAAUUCGAAACUGGGUCCAGCGACAGCUCUGGCAUGUUCCCGGAUGAUUGGGGUCGGCAUCGUGGAUCUAGAAGUCCCACCCGCUCUGGCAGCCAUCAUAAUAAUCAUAGUAAUACUAAUCGUAACGACGGCAACGACGACGACGACGACGACCAAGACGACGACAACAACGACGACGGCGACAAUGAGCACUCUGAUGUGGAAAGCUCGAGUCUCAAUCUCUGAUGGCUGCACAAUGAGAUCCUGGCUCUGUGGGCCAACCGAUGUGAUGUAAACUAUAAUGUAUUGUUAUUUAGCCA
Capsaspora owczarzaki ATCC 30864 is the source of this 6776-nucleotide messenger RNA. RefSeq lists its product as hypothetical. Gene Ontology annotation, biological process: protein ubiquitination. The record is from RefSeq and is a predicted model, not a curated record. Gene Ontology annotation, cellular component: nucleus; Cul4-RING E3 ubiquitin ligase complex. The transcript has 5 exons. Gene Ontology annotation, molecular function: protein binding. Lineage: Eukaryota; Filasterea; Ministeriida; Capsasporidae. Bases 13 to 6702 code for a protein of 2229 amino acids.